Fusarium falciforme is the source of this 939-nucleotide messenger RNA. RefSeq lists its product as hypothetical. Gene Ontology annotation, biological process: carboxylic acid metabolic process. The coding region runs from base 1 to 939 and encodes 312 amino acids. The record is from RefSeq and is a predicted model, not a curated record. NCBI's taxonomy places the organism in Eukaryota, Fungi, Ascomycota, Sordariomycetes, Hypocreales, Nectriaceae. The transcript is spliced from 2 exons. Gene Ontology annotation, molecular function: catalytic activity.
AUGUCAACCAUGCAGAAUAUCUUCGACGGCUUCCAGGAGCGCCAGACAAAACUUGAACAGUCCGAAAAUCCUCUCUCUCAUGGCGCAGCCCUCAUUGAAGGCCAGGUCUCCCCGUUGUACGAGGCCCGAAUCCCCAUCCUCGACCAGGGCUUCCUUCACAGCGAUCUCACCUACGACGUACCCGGCGUGUGGGAUGGGAAGCUGUUUCGUUUCGAUGACCACCUGGACCGCCUUGAGGCUAGCUGUAAGAAGCUGCGUCUGAAGCCUCCUAUGUCGCGAGACGAGAUCAAACAAGUAACCAUUGACUUGAUCGCAAAGAGUGGCAUUCGCGAUGCCUAUGUCCAACUCAUCGUCACGCGCGGGUUCCGCUUUGUUCGUGAGCCCGUAUCUAGCGACACGCCCGACAACAACUUCAUCUACAUCCUGGUGCAGCAGAUUGGCGGCGAAGCCAUCGUCGCUCGCACCGUUCGACGUAUCCCACCUGGCGCCAUUGACCCUACGGUCAAGACUCUGCAGUGGGGAGACUUGAUCAGGGGUCUCCUUGAGGCGCAAGAUAGGGGCUCGCAGUAUCCCUUCUUGACCGACGGGGACGCCAACAUUACCGAGGGAGCCGGGUACAACAUCGUCUUCGUCAAGGAUGGCGCCCUCUUUACGGCCAGGAAGGGCGUCCUGGAGGGUAUUACCCGACGAACUGUCUUUGGUGUUGCCGAAGCCAACAAUAUUCCCGUCCAUGUCGACGACGUGCCGACGAGCUUGGCGUUUGAGGCUGAUGAGAUAUUCAUGUGCACCACUGCGGGCGGUGUCAUGCCUAUCACGAAGCUUGAGGGGAGCCCUGUGGGCAACGGGGAGAUUGGUCCCAUCACCACCUUGAUCUGGGACGGGUAUUGGGCUCUGCAUUAUGACCCUAAACACACCAUCGAGAUCAAGUAUGAUGAAUGA